This is a messenger RNA of Microthlaspi erraticum, 1248 nucleotides long. The record is from the annotation of a GenBank genome assembly. Lineage: Eukaryota; Viridiplantae; Streptophyta; Magnoliopsida; Brassicales; Brassicaceae.
AUGUUAUCACCUCACUUUCGUCAUGCCAUGAGUGAAGAGCUAGAAGCUAUGGAGGUUAACAGAACGUGGACUAUUGAAAGCUUGCCUCCGGGUAAGAAUGUCGUGGGUUGCAAGUGGGUCUAUACGAUUAAGUAUAAGGCAGAUGGGUUAUACCCCAGCUCCGGGAUAAGUUCUUCCCCUAAUCCUGUCUGCCGACUCCAUAAGUCCUUAUACGGUUUAAAGCAGGCUUCACGGCAGUGGUAUCAUUGUCUCUCUGCAGUUUUGGAGUGUGCUGGCUUCAUUCAGUCUCAAGCCGAUAACACAUUGUUUGUCAAGCAAACUGGUAACAAGUUCACUGCUAUCUUGGUAUAUGUCGAUGAUAUGAUCGCCAGCAACAGUGAUGAUGAUGUUACUCUGCUCAAGACGUUUCUGCAUUCAGAGUUCAAGAUCAAAGAUCUCGGUCCUCUCCGUUUCUUCUUGGGUCUUGAAAUUGCCAGAACUUCAGCAGGAAUCUCGGUUUGCCAGAGGAACUAUGCUCUGAAUCUUCUCUCUGACACUGGUCUUAUGGCUUGUAAACCAUGCUCAGUCCCUAUGGAUCCCGUGGUCAAGCUUAGCAAGGAAUCAGGCGUCCCUCUCGAUGAUCCCACUCCUUACCGCGCCUUGGUUGGUCUUUUGCUCUACUUGACGAUCACUCGGCCUGACAUUACCUUUGCGGUACAUUGUCUCAGUCAGUUUAUGCAUACACCAACUGAUGUUCAUCUCACGGCUGCUCAUCGGAUCCUCCGCUACGUCAAAAAUGACCCAGGCCAGGGACUGUUCUACUCCGCUAAAUCGGAUCUCUGCCUCAAUGCUUUCUCUGACUCUGACUAUUCCACCUGCCCUGAUACACGAAGGUCUAUUACUGGCUACUGGGUUUAUCUUGGCAGCUCCCUCAUUAUGUGGAAGUCAAAGAAACAUGAUAUCCUUCUCACUGAUUUGAAGAUCACAGUAACUGCUAAGGCCGAACUCUUCUGUGAUAGUAAGUCGGCAAUCUACAUAGCGACAAAUCCCGUGUUCCAUGAACGGACGAAACAUAUCGAGGUUGAUUGUCACAUUAUCCGGGAUCAGGUGAAGAAUGGCUUCUUCACACUCAUGCAUGUUGGCACUACAAAUCAACACGCUAAUAUCUUGACAAAGCCUCUUCAGCCAGGGCCGUUUCAUUCUCUUCUUGUUUGCAUGUCCAUUUCAAGUCUGUUUUCUCCUUCUCGUUGUCCAAUCCCACAUGCUUGA